Messenger RNA from Entelurus aequoreus (snake pipefish), 1716 nucleotides. RefSeq names its product zinc transporter ZIP4-like. Gene Ontology annotation, biological process: zinc ion import across plasma membrane; intracellular zinc ion homeostasis. The coding region runs from base 165 to 1601 and encodes 478 amino acids. Gene Ontology annotation, cellular component: membrane. The record is from RefSeq and is a predicted model, not a curated record. The transcript is spliced from 10 exons. Gene Ontology annotation, molecular function: zinc ion transmembrane transporter activity. NCBI's taxonomy places the organism in Eukaryota, Metazoa, Chordata, Actinopteri, Syngnathiformes, Syngnathidae.
AUAAAUUACGGUAUUUUGAGAGGUGAAGUCGGACUAAGUAGGACAUCACUGAAGGCCUAGGUGAGAAACGCACGGCUCGCCACUGGUUUUGACCCGAUCCAGCCACCCAGUUUGGAGGUUGACAAACUUACCCAAGAAAGAGGUGCGUCACAGCGGACGACAUCAUGACAGAGGUGGGCGCCCCGUCAGCAGAGCAGACCCAGGCGGCAGGUGCAGUUUUGGGCCGGGUCCUGUACCACGCCGUGCGAGGUGGCUGUUUUGUGAGUAGCCUUCUACCUGAGGAGAGCUUCUUCCUGGACUACAUCAUUCACCAAAUUGGUUCUGACAAUUUCACCGUCACGGACCUGGAAGCUGUAAUGAGGACUCUAGAACUUGGGGGAGGGUUGAAGAAUGAGAGCAGUUACCGGCACUCAAACAACACCUGGGAUCAGCAUUGUUUUUCUGCACACGAGCUGGUGCUGAUCCACGGCCUGGAAGGAGGCGACGGCGUGCUGGGUCGGUCUGACUUGGUCCGGCUUAGCCCGGCGCUGGUCCAGCAGGUCCUGAGUGGGGCUUGUGUUGCCACACAGCCACCUAAUCCGGAACAAAACCAGCUCAGCAUAACAGAGAGAUACCUUUACGCAACCCUCGCCAACGUCGUCAUCACGCUCAUGUCCAUGUUUGGCAUCGUGUUGCUACUUUGUACGUCAUCCACCAGCAUCUUCCAGAUGUGUAUCCAGUUCUGCAUCAGCCUGGCAGUGGGUUCUCUCACCGGAGACGCCUUGCUGCACCUGCUGCCCAUGUUCCUAGGCCUCCAUGUGCACUCUGAUGACGCAGGCUCCGAGCUGCACACGCCACGGCACCAGCCGCACGGUGACGGCGGUGCUGCUGUGUCCGACUACGUGUACAAGAUGUUGGUGUUGAUGGGCGGGAUCUACUACUUCUACCUGAUGGAGACGCUCUUCUCGCUUUUCAUGCACAGACAUAACCACCACGUGGUCGCCUCGGAGCCUCACCACUGCGACCACAGCAGAGUUUUAGAAAUGUAUCAGGACAAGAAACAAAAAGAUAAAGUACAUUCUGCAUCAAAAACUGAGCUGGUGAUUGAGGAGGAGCACCAUGACACAUCUGUUCACAAAGAGAGGGCCACAGAUCAGCACAUGCUGCCUUACUUGAUCACUUUAAGCGACGCCAUCCAUAACUUCGCUGACGGUUUGGCCAUGGGUGCCGCUUUCUCCCUGUCGUGGAGGUCGGGUUUGGCCACGUCCCUGGCCGUCCUCUGCCACGAGCUGCCUCACGAGCUGGGAGAUUUUGCCAUCUUGCUGCACAGCGGCAUGUCGGUGCGGCGGGCGCUGCUCUUCAACGUGGGCAGUGCCAUGUCCUCCUUUGUGGGCCUCUACAUCGCCCUGUCUGUGGCCACCGACCUAGCCACCAAGCAGUGGAUAGCUGCCAUCACUGCAGGCCUCUUUCUCUACGUGGGCCUGGCUGACAUGUUGCCCACCAUGGUGCACAUUAACUCCAAGAGGCCGUGGAUGAUUUUUGCAGUGCAGAACGUCGGCCUCCUGAGCGGCUGGGCCAUCCUCUUGGUGCUGACGCUUUUCGAGGAGAAGAUUAGCUUUUAACGUCAGUGUGUUCGUGAGGUUAGUGUCAUGCUAAAGUCCAUUAGAUUUGUUAUGAGGGCCAUAUUCAUUAUCACCUAAAUUAGGGGUGUCUAAAGCGUCCCACAGAUAGUUUUUA